This is a messenger RNA of Kwoniella botswanensis, 291 nucleotides long. RefSeq lists its product as uncharacterized. The transcript has a single exon. Lineage: Eukaryota; Fungi; Basidiomycota; Tremellomycetes; Tremellales; Cryptococcaceae. The coding region runs from base 1 to 291 and encodes 96 amino acids. The record is from RefSeq and is a predicted model, not a curated record.
AUGACCUCACAAAGACCCAACGUCACUGAUCCCAAACUCUCACCAGACUCCUCUCCUGACCCUUCGCCUGAUCCUUCACCUUCACCAUCCCCACCUUUCCCAUACUAUUGCUCGCCACCUUCCACACCUCCUCCCGAGACUGACAAUGUCAAUGACAGUUUUGCUCUUCCUCCGCCACUCAUCAAGUUGGAUUUGCUUGUGGAGAAGAGGGAGAAAGUGGUCGUUGCCAAAGAGAAGGUCUCCAAGUCCGAUUCAGCUUCGAAGAAGGAGAAGGAAAAGGAGGAGGAAUAG